Molecule: messenger RNA, 1916 nt
Organism: Sitophilus oryzae (rice weevil)
Lineage: Eukaryota; Metazoa; Arthropoda; Insecta; Coleoptera; Curculionidae
Product: organic cation transporter protein-like
Exons: 9
Coding region: 77-1726 (549 amino acids)
Biological process (GO): transmembrane transport
Cellular component (GO): membrane
Molecular function (GO): transmembrane transporter activity
Source: RefSeq, a predicted model, not a curated record
UACACCGUCGCGCAGUACAGCACUAAAUCAAAUUUAAAUCUCUUAAAUCGAUUUUUAGAUAAUUUUCAAAUUCAAAAUGACGGUUAGGAAGAAAAGUAUCGACAAUUCCUUGGACGCGAUUUUGUACAAUUUGAGCGAUUUUGGAAAAUACCAAAUUUAUGUUUUCGGUUUAGUAUGUGUAGCGGUGGUUUUGCAUUCAAUGGUUCAUAUAGUAUAUGUUUUCACCGCUAUGGACUUAGAUUACAGAUGUAAAGUUCCUAGUUGUGACCACCCAGAAGACUUAACAUAUAAACAGCCAUGGUUGAAGAAUACCAUACCAUUUGACGAUGACAGCCCAGAAAAAUGUUCAGUGUACCAACUUAAACCAAAUCACACGGAACCAAAUCAGAACUGCACGGGGGAUGUAUUUGACAAAAAAGUCAUCGAAAAAUGUGACGACUUUAUUUAUGACGGAGUUGAAAAAACAAUUUUGCAGGAAUUCGGCCUUCAAUGUGAUGAGAAUCUAUGGAAAUUAGCCAUGGUAGGGACAGUGAACAGCGGUGGCCAAUUUGUUGGACUCAUAAUUUCCGGGUUUAUAUCAGACAGAUAUGGUAGGAGGUGUCUUCUAGUAUGGGGAAUGGUCAUCUGCGCUUUAUGUGGAUGCCUUAAGGCUUUUAUGCCUACUUACAAGCUCUUCCUUUUGAUGGAAUUCUUGGACGCAGCUUUUGGCUCGGGAAGCUAUAUAUGUGGUUUCGUUUUAGGUGUAGAACUAGUAGGACCUAAGAAACGUGUUCUAACAGGAACCCUAACAAGUUGCUGCUACGCAAUUGGUGAAAUUCUAGUUGCCAUAGCUGCCUGGAUUGUAAAAGACUGGAAGCUUCUUCUCUUGGUAACCUACAGUCCAUCCCUACUUUUAGUCGCAUACCUCUGGCUGAUUCCCGAAUCAAUCAGAUGGAACUUGAGCAAAGGUCGUGUAGAUGAAGCCAAAAAAACUCUAAGAAAACUAGCCUCGGUAAAUGGGAAAGAAAUCACCGAAAAAGAAUUGGAAACUCUGGAUUUCGUGGAAAUCGAACGUCAAGAAUCAAAUGAAAGCCUGGAAAAGUCCGGGGGUAUUAUGGAGGCUGUCAAAUCAAGUGUUCUGAUGUUUAGACUGGUUGCCUGUUGUUUUUGCUGGAUAACGUGUGCCUUUUUGUUUUAUGGAUUGACAUUGAAUUCCGUGGCAUUGAAUGGGAAUCAUUAUUUGGACUUUAUACUUACAGCUUUGGUAGAAGUUCCUGCUUAUUUUACAUGCAACUUCAUCGUGGAUAAAUUAGGAAGAAAGAAAUCUCUAUGCGGUUCAUAUUUCUUAACUGGAGCUGCCUGUCUAGCUUUUAUUUUCAUACCAGCAAGUUCAAGAUGGGGCAGUUUAUCGGUGUAUUUAAUAGGAAAAUUCGGCGCCACUGCCUCGUUUACAGUGCUGUACGUCAUCACCAGCGAAAUGUUCCCAACGCACUUACGACACUCCUUCAUGGGAACAUGUUCCACGUUUGGCAGAUGCGGUUCCAUGAUCUCACCUCAGACACCAUUACUGGCACAAAUUUGGGAUCCUCUACCUCUGGUGUGUUUCGGAGCGAUGUCACUCUUUGCUGGACUUAUAACAUUAAUUUUUCCGGAAACUGUCAAUAAGAAAUUACCGGACACAGUGAAACAAGCGGAAAAUAUCGGAAAAGUACAACCAAAAGUCAAGAAAGACGUUGAAAGAUACUGAAGUACAAAAAUUAUUGUUGUAUUUUUAAUAUUCCUAUCUUUUUGUAAUAUCUGUGAUAAUGAUUAGUUUGUUAAUAUUAUUUUAUAAGUUAUUUAUUAGAUAUUUUUUGUUUAUUGUAUAAUUAAACCCAGUGCAUUAAACUAAUUCUAAAUAUUUAAGAAAAUAAAUCAACUCAAACCUCUCUUCUGUA